Molecule: messenger RNA, 3247 nt
Organism: Trematosphaeria pertusa
Lineage: Eukaryota; Fungi; Ascomycota; Dothideomycetes; Pleosporales; Trematosphaeriaceae
Exons: 3
Coding region: 402-3206 (934 amino acids)
Source: RefSeq, a predicted model, not a curated record
CUACUCCAUCUUACACACAGCUGAACACCUCUGUCCCAUUCCCCUCCUUUCCGCCUUGACGCGCCUGUGACCUCCCCUCGCUCUCUUCUGUUCGACGCCAUCUGUUACGCUCAGCAAGCCUCUUUCACCCACCCAGGCUACGCAGUCCUUCAGCCGCACCUUUCCAUGUAGCCUGAUCAUUCUCCGCCAUCAGGCUGUACUGCACAUUUGAGUCGCUCUAUUCCCGUUUGCCGCUCGCCCGCAUCCUGUUGCUUCAACCCCGCAACCGAGUCCGCUCGCCGUAGCAUUCCUAUAUCUUUCAUAUCAACCCGGCAACCUCGUUCCCUCAGCUCAGAAUUCGCUCAUUCGGCGGCUGGACCUUGCAUCUUCGAAGCGCAUGAGAAAGGAGUAAUUAAUCAGUAAUGUCGGCAAGAGGCGCCCGAAGCCGAAAGGCAGUGGUGAAAGAUAUCGAGAAAAAGGAAAAGAAGGCUGCAGCGAAGACCAAGAAGGUCGAGUCGAUCCGCAGGCCCCACGACGCAUUCGCGGAUUGGCCACCCACGCCGAGCGUUAGUACGAGAGACGCCAGUCUUCCCUCGAGGCAGCUCACCAUCUCAAGCGAUGCUAGUCGCGCAACUUCGCGAACCAGCUCCACCAAUCGCAGCGCCAGUGGCAGCAGACCUCGCUUGAACACCAUCAACUCCCAGGAGUCGUCCGAGUUUUCCAGUAAGCUCCAUCGUCCGAAGACUUCAGCGAGCGGAGCUGCGUCCAUCUCGGAUAGCUCGUCUAAGGGAAAGGAGAAGUCGAAAUAUCAGGCCAAGGGAAAAGAAACGAAAGCACCCCGGGGGAGGGGCGGGGGCGUGCCCGUGAAGAAGCCCGUCUCCAACACACCUGCGCCCCCGAUCUUCCGAGCAGAGUCUACUCUUUCGUACGCGCCUACGAGCAAUAGGACGUGGAUCAACUUCCGAAUAUGGGAGGGUGGAGAACAAGGGCUGCGGCCCUACGGAGGCUUCGACUUCGAUGAACAUAUGCAGACCGGUAACGUCCUUAUCUACUUCAAAGAGGAGCAGGCCAAUGAGGAUCGUCCAAUCCCUCAGAUCCGUGCAGAGCUGGACGUGCUUGAAAGUUCUGGCUCUACGUGGCUUUGCAACGCACUACUCUACGGUCGCAUUGACGAUAAUGAUGAUGACUGGACACUGCCAGGGAGUCCUGAAUCUUCGACCCCUUCGCAAGCUUUUUCUCCCAACUUCCCUUCGGGCCAACGCCAGAUGCUAGCUCCAACAUCGCCGGGCGGGAUAUCGCCACCCCCUUUCAAUAUCGACCAGGCCUACUAUGGAGUCCCAGGAAGCGGCACAGCAUCAAGAGCUCAGUAUUACACGGACGAAAAUCGGCCUGGAGCGCAAUCGCCGCCGCCGUUCCAGCAAACCAACCCGCAUCAGCCGACACAUGAGCUCUGGUUCACUGCGCCCGCUCAUUGCAAAACUCCCCAAAGUCAGCGACUGCAUCAUGUAGCUGUUCGGAAUUUCCUCGCCAUGCUGCAUAACAAGCCAAUCGUAGGGUCGGAUCUGUAUGAGAUGUUGAGCACGCUCCAGCCGGAAAUCCAGGUCAUGUACGAUCUCGACCACGACAAUCAGUCGAGGAUGACGCCCCGUGAGCGCAGCGUCCGUAUGAUAACGGACUAUCUCACCCAGCACAAGCUCGACGACGUCCGGAAUAGUAUCAAGCUUGCGCUUGGCCUGCUUGCGUGGGCGGAGCAGGAUAACGUGAAAUGGAGGCAGGGAUAUCUGGAAAGCUUCGUGCAUCUUGCAGGCAUCAUGACUCCGCAGAUCGAGGAACUUCCAGACUUUAAGAGGUUGUCCAUUGUAACGAGGAGGAACCUGGGGAUCGCGGCGAAGACUCUGCAGCUGCAUGUGAUGGAGGCGGAAGAAAAGUUGGCGACAUUCGACUUCGUCGAUCUAUGGCUGGACCCGGCGAAAGCUGCGGGCUCUCCAGUUUACCAGAGUUACCAGGGAUUCCGCCAAUUUCUCGUCAACUACUACACCAAGAUCUACGGAAACUGGCCGCCGAACCAGGGCAAGAGCUGGCUAAACCGGAGAAUUGCGCUCAGCCUGCAAGAAGACUUCGGCGCGCUCUACGACUACCUUGUCAACCGCGACGUGGUGUGGGAUGCGCAAGAGGAGCGUCCAGGCAAAAAGUGGCAGAUGGUCAGCCGGAAGACCCAAGACUUCAGGGCUGACCUCCCCGAGCUGUCUCUCUCUGAUAUGCUCGUCACAUUCGACAACCGGCACGGCUACCAGCACAUUCCUCAUCCGUACCCGUUGCUGCCAAGGGAAGUACACCAGCCCAAGGUUAAAGAGAAGAGGAGUCUGUUCAGCGGCCUGAAGAAGAACAAGACGGACGCCACCAAGGAUGCGAAGGCGCAUCUGCAGAUGUCCAUCGUCUUCAGCGACGCCACAAACAUCGAGAAGCUCGAUGCGUCUUUCAACGGAAGCACCCUAAUCGACCAAUUCGAGCGCUUCGAGCUCGGCGCCGACCUCAAAAACACGACGCCCCGCGAAGCCCGCCUCGGCCGCUGGGUCCUCCUCUACGGCAUCCUGCAAGUCCUCUCCACCCUCUCCGUCGACGUGCAGUCGCUCAAGUACGCCGACGGCGUGCGCUACUUCCUCUGCACCGACCUCAAGCGCUGCCCCGAAUGGGUCACCAUCGGCAUGACCGAGUACCUCGAAGCCUCGCAACAGCGCAGCUGGUGCUGGCAGCGCUCCUGGGACCCGACGCCCAUCGCCGGCGCGCCCGCCGAGCUCGAGGGCAGCAGCAUGCCCGUCGGCGAGGAACUCGACAGCGGCGCGCUCGACGGCGCGACCAUGCUGAACAGCGACAUCCGCCGCAUCAGCGAGAAGAUUGAUAACCUAGGCUUCGGCAACGGCGCGCGCAUGGCGGCGCAGCGCGAGCUCGAGAUCCGCAGAGACAACGAGAAGGUGAUGCAGGGCGAGUUCCACCGCCAGAAGAUGGAUAACACCUAUCGGCUUACCGAGAGCGAUUUCGUGGCUCGCCCGCUCGUCCCGAAUAGGAAUCCGUUGAGGACGCCGGGCAGCAGUGGGCCGAAUACGCCGAAUUAUGUGGGCGGCGGUGGCGGGCCGGGGAGCCCGAAUGGCUAUGCGACGAGUCCGCAAGUGAGGGCGAUUCCUCCACCGCGGGGGUACUUUCCGGACGAGAAGGCGGGGUGGGGAUGAGUGCUGCUGUUGUCAGAGAAGGGCUUGCGGGUUCUGUUUCU